UAGUAGAUGCACAUGUACAUGACAUGUAAAAAUAUAGAUGAUCACCAAAUUUCAUAUUGUUUUGGUAAUACUAUUGUUCCUUUUACACACACUGGAUGUAUAGUUUGUGUUCCUAAUAUGUUUUGGAGUAUCAUCAUCUUCUCUUUAGUAGAGUUCUCAAGACCCGAUGCUCAUACGUCGAUUAGAAACUGUGGAAACAUCACAUGUUUCAAUAAUGCAAUAUGCACAUACGACGGAUUAUUUUGCCAGUGCCACAGUGGAUUUGUGGGUGACACGUGUCAAGAUGAUUUUGACGAGUGCAGUUAUGGCGUUCCAUGCUAUCACAGAGGCUAUUGUAAGAAUACGUAUGGCAGCUAUAGGUGUGAGUGUUUGGAAGGAUGGAAGAACGAUGGUUUUAGACAUCACUGUCGAAUUCCGGUUACCCCCAACAACCGACUUUGCACACCGGGAUGGAUGGGUGAAUUGUGUCAGGACCAAUGUUUAA
Mercenaria mercenaria is the source of this 484-nucleotide messenger RNA. RefSeq lists its product as uncharacterized. The transcript is spliced from 4 exons. Bases 167 to 484 code for a protein of 105 amino acids. The record is from RefSeq and is a predicted model, not a curated record. NCBI's taxonomy places the organism in Eukaryota, Metazoa, Mollusca, Bivalvia, Venerida, Veneridae.